Molecule: messenger RNA, 901 nt
Organism: Nomia melanderi (Alkali bee)
Lineage: Eukaryota; Metazoa; Arthropoda; Insecta; Hymenoptera; Halictidae
Product: transmembrane protein 170B
Source: RefSeq, a predicted model, not a curated record
AGUAGACAGAAAAAUAUAUUAUAUACACAGUCUGUACAUAACUUAAGUCUGUGUUAAUUGUUAUGUAGUUUCAAGUAAUUUUGGAAGAGUGCACUACGAAUCAUAUAUGCAUGUUCUGUAUUGACUUAGCUUUCUAUAAAGUGAUUAGUUUAAAUUGUUAUCAUGGUUAUCAUGAAAAUUUUGAAAAAUGCUUAAGUAGCUUUUAAAAAUGACGUAUAUAUGUAAAAAUGCAGAGUAGAUGUUUAACAAAUAUUUUAUUAUGGAAGUGCAAACAGAUACUUCUGUUCUGCGACCACCAGUUAAUUUGAGAAAUUCAGGGAAUGUAUUUUAUACACCAUUAACCUCAUUUGCUGAAAUGUGGUAUCAAAUAUUUUUAUGGGCCUUAUUUUCCUCUGUUUUUGUUCAUACUAUUGCUGGUGCAAUCUGUUUUGCUACGUUAAGGCAACAUAAAUAUGGAAAAUUUUUCCCAUUACUAAUCAUAAUAAUGGGAGUAUUAUUGCCAUUGACAUCAGGAGUUCUUAGUUCUGCGGCUGUUGCUUUUGUAUAUAGAGCAUCACGUUAUCCACUGCCACCAUUGAAUGCAUUAUUUUGGGGUAUCGGACAAACUAUUGUAGCAGGAUGUGUUGGAUUUACAAGAAUUCUAGCAACUUUAUAAUGAAAAAAAUUAUGUACAAGAUGUGUUAGUAAAAGAUAUAUGUAAUGCACAAUAGCAUUUUAUAAAAGAAUCAAUUGAACACUAUUUUACCAGUAUUAAUUAAUGUUACUAAUACAUAUUAAUAUAUAGGAAAAGUUGUACAUGCAUGGGUAUAUAAUGCACAUAUUUAAUGAUGAAGUCUUAAAAUUACAUAUGUAUUAUUAAAUUUUUAAAUUAGUCAGAAAAUAAAAUGUUAGUAUUUGUUAU